Molecule: messenger RNA, 3471 nt
Organism: Panicum hallii
Lineage: Eukaryota; Viridiplantae; Streptophyta; Magnoliopsida; Poales; Poaceae
Product: ABC transporter G family member 35-like
Exons: 17
Coding region: 1-3471 (1156 amino acids)
Cellular component (GO): membrane
Molecular function (GO): ATP binding; ATP hydrolysis activity; ABC-type transporter activity
Source: RefSeq, a predicted model, not a curated record
AUGGACGCGACGGCGGAGAUCCAGAAGGUGGCGAGCAUGCGCCUGGACAGCGGCUCCCGGUCCGGGUCCUCGGCGUGGUGGCGCGCGCCGGACGCCUUCUCGCGCUCCUCCUCGCGGAGGGGGGACGAGGACGACGAGGAGGCCCUGCGGUGGGCCGCGCUCGAGCGGCUGCCCACCUGCGACCGCGUCCGCCGCGCCAUCCUCCCGCUCGGCGCCGGCGGCGAGGGUGGCGAGGCGGGCGCGCACCAGAUGGUGGACGUGCUCGGCCUCGGCCCUGCCGAGCGCCGGGCGCUGCUGGAGCGCCUCGUGCGCGUCGCCGACGAGGACAACGAGCGCUUCCUGCUCAAGCUCAAGGAGCGCGUCGAGCGGGUCGGGAUCGACAUGCCCACGAUCGAGGUGCGGUUCGAGCACCUGAAGGCGGAGGCGGAGGUGCGCGUCGGCACCAGCGGCCUCCCCACCGUCCUCAACUCCAUCACCAACAAGCUCGAGGAGGUCGCCAGCGCGCUGCAGGUGCGCCGCAGCCGGAAGCAGGCCAUGCCCAUCCUCCACGACGUCAGCGGCAUCGUCAAGCCCCGCAGGAUGACCCUGCUGCUAGGCCCGCCCGGGUCAGGCAAAACCACCUUGUUGCUCGCCUUGGCCGGGAGGCUCGAUAAAGACCUCAAGGUUUCAGGCAAAGUGACCUACAAUGGGCAUGGGAUGGACGAGUUUGUGCCGGAGAGGACAGCAGCGUACAUCAGCCAGCAUGACCUUCACAUUGGGGAGAUGACUGUCAGGGAGACGCUUGAAUUCUCUGCACGCUGUCAAGGUGUUGGCAGUCGCUUCGAUAUGCUGACUGAGCUUUCACGGCGGGAGAAGGUGGGAAAUAUCAAGCCCGACGCCGAUAUCGACGCAUUCAUGAAGGCUUGCGCAGUGCGGGGACAAGAGGCUAAUGUGAUCUCUGAUUAUAUACUGAAGAUAUUAGGAUUAGAAAUAUGCGCAGACACGAUGGUGGGGGAUGAGAUGUUGAGGGGCAUUUCUGGUGGCCAACGGAAGCGUGUCACAACAGGUGAGAUGCUUGUUGGUCCAGCAAAUGCGCUGUUCAUGGAUGAAAUUUCGACUGGGCUUGACAGCUCGACUACAUUCCAGAUCAUAAAGUCACUUAGACAGGCUAUCCACAUCCUCGGUGGCACAGCCCUCAUCUCCUUGCUGCAACCUGCGCCUGAGACAUAUGACCUUUUUGAUGACAUCAUACUGCUCUCGGACGGGCAGAUUGUGUAUCAGGGGCCCCGAGAAAGCGUGCUCGAAUUCUUCUUGGCUCUUGGGUUCAAGUGCCCUGAGAGGAAGGGCGUGGCUGACUUCUUGCAAGAAGUUACUUCCAGGAAAGAUCAGAAGCAGUACUGGGCGCGGCACGACAAACCAUACCAAUAUGUGUCGGUUAAGGAAUUUGCAUGCGCAUUCCAGUCUUUCCAUGCUGGGAGAGCUGUAGCAAACGAGCUAGCCGUUCCUUUUGACAAGAGGAAGAACCAUCCCGCUGCUCUGACCACCUCGAGGUAUGGUGUCAGUGCCAGGGAGCUGUUGAAAGCAAACGUCGACCGGGAAAUCUUGCUUAUGAAGAGGAAUUCCUUCGUCUACAUCUUCAGAACUUUGCAGAUGAUGAUGGUGUCCACCAUGGCAAUGACUCUGUUCUUCCGAACAAAGAUGCACCGUGACUCAGUGACUGAUGGGGGUAUCUACCUGGGCGCACUUUUCUUUGCGGUGAUGAUGAUCAUGUUCAAUGGAUUGUCUGAACUUGCACUCACCAUCAUUAAGCUGCCAGUGUUCUUCAAGCAGAGAGAUCUCCUAUUCUUUCCUGCAUGGGCCUACACCAUACCCACAUGGGUCCUCAAGAUUCCAAUCUCAUUUGUUGAGGUUGGCGGGUUUGUUUUCAUGGCUUACUAUGUCAUUGGGUUUGACCCAAAUGUAGGCAGGUUCUUCAAGCAGUAUCUCCUUUUGCUAGCAGUCAACCAGAUGGCAGCAUCACUCUUCCGAUUUGUUGGUGGGGCAGCAAGGAACAUGAUUGUUGCAAACGUCUUUGGAUCAUUCAUGCUGCUAAUCUUUAUGGUGUUGGGCGGAUAUAUUCUAGUAAGAGAUAAAGUGAAGAAGUGGUGGAUAUGGGGCUACUGGAUCUCCCCGUUGAUGUAUGCGCAGAAUGCUAUAUCAGUAAAUGAGAUGUUGGGGCACAGCUGGAACAAAAUUUUGAAUAGCUCUGUGUCAAAUGAGACCCUAGGUGUGCAAUCCCUCAGGUCCCGUGGAGUCUUCCCAGAAGCAAAGUGGUACUGGAUCGGCUUAGGCGCAUUGCUUGGAUUUGUAAUGCUCUUCAAUUGUCUCUUCACACUUGCACUGGCAUACCUGAAGCCAUAUGGUAAGUCCCAUCCAUCGAUAUCUGAAGAGGAACUGAAGGAGAAGUAUGCAAACCUCAACGGAAAUGCUCUGGCUGAAGAUAGCUUGGCACUGGGAAGUACCCAUCGAGCAACAGUGGGUAUCACUGGAUCUGGUUCAGCAACUGCUGAAAAUCAUUCUUGCACCACACAAAGGGGUAUGGUCCUUCCGUUUGCCCCGCUUUCGCUCGCUUUCAACGACAUCAAGUAUUUUGUUGACAUGCCACAGGAAAUGAAAACACAUGGUGUUGUCGAGGACCGGUUAGAGCUUCUCAAAGGUGUCAGCGGAUCUUUCAGACCAGGAGUGCUGACCGCACUGAUGGGUGUCAGUGGUGCUGGCAAGACAACUCUAAUGGAUGUGUUGGCUGGCAGAAAAACCAAUGGUUACAUUGAAGGAAACAUCAGCAUUUCAGGAUACCCAAAGAAACAAGAGACCUUUGCACGUGUAUCGGGAUAUUGUGAACAGAACGAUAUCCACUCACCGCAGGUGACAGUCUAUGAGUCGCUUCUUUUCUCAGCGUGGCUCCGCCUUCCUAUGGAUGUAGAUUCAAACACUAGAAAGAUGUUCAUUGAGGAGGUCAUGGAGCUUGUGGAGCUAAAGCCGUUGAGAAAUGCUUUGGUGGGACUUCCUGGUGUGAAUGGUCUGUCAACUGAGCAGAGGAAAAGGUUGACCAUUGCUGUAGAGCUGGUUGCAAACCCCUCAAUCAUUUUUAUGGAUGAGCCAACCUCUGGCCUUGAUGCCCGGGCAGCUGCAAUUGUUAUGAGGACUGUGAGGAACACUGUUGAUACAGGUAGAACUGUGGUCUGCACAAUUCAUCAGCCUAGCAUUGACAUAUUUGAAGCAUUCGAUGAGCUUUUCCUUAUGAAGCGAGGAGGAGAAGAGAUCUAUGUUGGUCCACUAGGCCAUCAUUCUUCAGAGCUGAUUAAGUAUUUUGAGGGAAUUCAAGGAGUCAGGAAAAUUAAAGACGGCUACAAUCCAGCAACAUGGAUGUUAGAAGUAACAACAGUCUCUCAAGAACAGACACUAGGUGUUGAUUUCAGCGACCUAUACAAGAAAUCUGAACUCUACCAGUGA